This is a messenger RNA of Urocitellus parryii (Arctic ground squirrel), 1766 nucleotides long. It is a transcript of the gene Cdk2ap2, whose product is annotated as cyclin dependent kinase 2 associated protein 2. NCBI's taxonomy places the organism in Eukaryota, Metazoa, Chordata, Mammalia, Rodentia, Sciuridae. Gene Ontology annotation, cellular component: microtubule; nucleus; cytoplasm. Gene Ontology annotation, biological process: regulation of microtubule cytoskeleton organization; negative regulation of G1/S transition of mitotic cell cycle. The record is from RefSeq and is a predicted model, not a curated record.
CUUGCCAGGGGGAAGCCGCCAGUGGACGCAGUAGGUGCUCUUCUCCUCCUUCGGCCCAGAGCCUGGCACACGUAGGCAUACCACUGAAGGGAACUGCCGAGGAAGAGGCGCGGGGCCUCUGGGGUGCGGGUUGAGGGGCCUUUGAGGCAGCUCUUGGACCUAACAGCAGCCUGGACCUGAGGACUGACCAAUCCCGGGAAGAGCCAAAAGAGGCGGCGUUGGUGAAGGACCCGUUGCCAUGGGAACAAAAGAAGGCCUGAGGCGGGCGCAUGCGCAGACCAGAGAACGGGUGCUGAACCGGUGAAAGGUGACGUAAAAGCGCGCGGGGUGGGGCGCAGGGCUCGGAACGUCAAAGCCCCGCGUCCUUCGGCACCCGGAGAGAAGGGAAGGCACGCGCGACGGCGACGACCGCAGCUCCGGCAGGACCGAGACCGGGCGGUGCGGAGCGGACGCGCAAGGCGACGCGAGYAAGGCGGGAGGGCGGCGCCCGCGCCCGAGAAGACCCCCUCGUCACGAACCGCGGCUGCCGGGACCCCGGUCCCCGCUUCCGAGGCCCCGCCUCUCGGGUCUUGGGACUAAUCGGAUUGAGAGCGCGCCGGCCGGGGCCGCGAACUCGCCAAUUGCGAAGGGAGGCAGCCACCGCCCAAUCCGGAGCAGACAGGUGCGAGGUCCGGAAGGCACAAACCAAUCGGCUGUAGUUGCGACCUGUGGGGGCAGGCCUCGGCCAAUAAGGAAGCUCGAGUGACGUCUUUGAGCGCCAAUAGGGAGUGACGAAGCUUGCGUGCCCGCCCACCCUUCCGGCCGGAGCUCUAUUUACCAGGGGCGUGCAGCGCGUCUGCCAAUCGGAGCGCGGCUGAGCGGCCCGGCAGCCAACCCCGGAGGAGCGGCCGGCUGGCGUCCGCCGCACCCAGGAGUUGGGGAUGUCCUACAAACCCAUCGCUCCCGCCCCCAGCAGCACCCCCGGCUCCAGCACSCCUGGGCCAGGCACCCCGGUACCUACAGCCGGAAGUGUUCCAUCGCCGUCGGGCUCAGUGCCAGGAGCCGCUGCCCCUUUCAGACCACUCUUUAAUGACUUUGGACCUCCCUCCAUGGGCUAUGUGCAGACGAUGAAGCCACCUGGUACCCAGGGCUCUCAGAGCACCUACACGGACCUGCUAUCCGUCAUAGAGGAGAUGGGUAAAGAGAUUCGGCCCACCUAUGCUGGGAGCAAGAGCGCCAUGGAGCGCCUGAAAAGAGGCAUCAUCCAUGCCCGGGCCCUGGUCAGAGAGUGCCUGGCAGAGACAGAGAGAAACGCUCGCACGUAACAGGAAGCACCUUGGCCUCAGCGUCUGGACCUUUCCGGCCACUGCAGAGCACCUGCUUCUCCCUGGCCUUUGCCCCAAGUUGCACCUCCUAUCCUGGGCUUCCUGUCUUGUCCCUUGGUGGGUGCCCUCCAGGAACCAGGGAGCGACUUUCACUCCAGUGGGCAACGCUAACUGGGCUCCUCCCCCUGCAAGAGUUAGCUGCCAGGUCACUGUGAGUCCCACCCACGACCUGCCAGCAGCAGUGUUGGUCCCACUGGAGCGUUCUCCUUUCUUGGCCCCCAUUACUCUGCACUUACUUCUCACCACUUUGUCCCAGGCCUUCUCUUCCAGAAGGAGCUUAGAAGGCCUGUCACCUCCCUGCCUUGUCUCUGGGGCCAUAUUGACUCUUUUCUCAGUGUAUCUUUUGCUAAAUAUGCCCUUUUUAUAUAAAUAAAAAGAUGAUUUGGAGUUGUUCUCUCAGCU